Messenger RNA from Mesocricetus auratus (golden hamster), 666 nucleotides. RefSeq names its product defensin beta 129 (gene Defb129). The coding region runs from base 19 to 516 and encodes 165 amino acids. The transcript has 2 exons. Lineage: Eukaryota; Metazoa; Chordata; Mammalia; Rodentia; Cricetidae. The record is from RefSeq and is a predicted model, not a curated record. Gene Ontology annotation, biological process: innate immune response. Gene Ontology annotation, cellular component: extracellular region.
CGCUGCUACCACCCAGCCAUGAAGCUCCUUUUUCCUCUCGUUGCCAGCCUCAUGCUGCAGUAUCAGGUGAAAUCAGCAUUUGUGGCCAUGAAAAGAUGUUUAAUGGGCUUUGGGAAAUGCAAAGACAACUGCUUUGCCCAGGAAAUUGAGAUACAGACCUGCAAAUCCAAAAAAUGCUGUGUUGGCCCCAAAGUGACUGAACUGAUUAAAAGCUACCUGCGACAUGAAAUACCCCACAUACCUGACAAGGACAUCGUGGAGAUGCUGAAGAGUGAAAAGAGUUCCAGAGAAAAGACGCAAAGAAAGCACGCCUUAGCUGCACUCUCCGAAGCCCAAGAUGCCAGCCCUUUGCUUGGUAUCAACUCUGCCAUUGUCCCAAAUGCCUCCCCUGUGAAGUUUGUCACCUCUAGGACUGGGAGACGUGGCUUGGGCAGUACUGUUUCCACCAAGAGGCACAUGAAACCAAUGAGGGGUUCUUCCAGGGCUGUCCCUCAGCCCGGACCUGGACCAUCUUAGACGUGGCCAGCACUCCCACUGCAGCAGGGAAGCAGAUGGGCAGGGAAGUGGGUCUUUCUCCUAGGGUGUCAGGCUCCUCUCUACCUCCACAGACAUUAAAAUAAGACAUAACUGUUCUGCCAGCAAACUGAUAAUAAACACUGUUAAGUC